AUGAAAGCCAGCACAAGUGGUCAGGCUGCUUCUCCGACAAAUAACUGGAAAUAUGCCGAGUUACUCGAAUUUAUUUUACCCCACAUGAAAAACCUUAAGAGAACAGGCAACGUAUCAAUUAAUAACAACAAUACUUUGGCAUCAACUCAAAGUCAAAAUAAUUCGCCCGGUACAUCGAUCGAAAGUCAAAAUACUUUGCCCAGUACAUCAAACGAAAGUCAAAAUAUUUUGCCUGGUUCAUCAACCGACAUGCAAACUACUGAGAUUUUCGAAGAAAUUCUGAAUGAUGAUGAUGAAAGCACUUCUGAACCACCAAAGAUAAAAAAAAAGAAGAGUUGCCGAUGA
Diatraea saccharalis (sugarcane borer) is the source of this 345-nucleotide messenger RNA. Lineage: Eukaryota; Metazoa; Arthropoda; Insecta; Lepidoptera; Crambidae. The record is from the annotation of a GenBank genome assembly.